CCUCAACAUCAUCAUUACAAUGGCUCCUACGAUUGUCCUCAUCCGCCACGCUCAGGCUCUUCACAACGUAGCUCAAGAAUGGUCACUGCCGGAUCCUCCGCUCACGGAGAAGGGUGAAGAGCAAUGCGCUCAUCUGAGAGAGAACUUGAUCUCUACGUUCUCUGAUAAGAUUGGCAAUGUGGAUGAUGUAGCUAUUGUUGUUAGCCCUAUGCGGCGUACGCUGCAGACUGCUAUGCUUUCGUUGGAUUGGCUUGUUGAUCGGGGUGUUAAGAUUGAGGGCAAUGCAGAUUGGCAAGAAAACUCUUCAAAGCCUUGUGAUACUGGAAGUCCCAUCUCCUCCGUCUCGCCAUCCUUCCCAAAAGUAAACUUCUCCCCCGUCGAUCCUCUCUGGCCAGACAAGACAUCUCCAGCUGCAGAGCGAUACUGGUACACCAAGAAAUCCAUCCUUGCUCGUGGUCAGCGUGCACUAGAGGAUCUGAAGAAAAGGCCUGAGAAACUCAUCUUUGUGGUGUCGCACUCUGGGUUUUUGAGAUUGGGGGUCGUGGGUUAUUGGUUCUUUAAUAGUGAUUAUCGUGUUUUUGACUUUGAUGGGGAGGGGGUUAAACAGCAGGAGGGGACGAUGGCGGGAGGCUUGGGAUUGUCGAUUACGGAGCCCGUUGCGCUGGGGCUGGAUUUGCCGGAGGAGGAUCCUGAUCAGGAUGUUGAUGCUAAGGAGUAGAUGUGAUGUGCCAUUGAUAGACUCACAUCACGAGAUAAAGGCUAUCACAUAGAUUCAGACACAUGAACUUAACAUCAUAGA
Molecule: messenger RNA, 799 nt
Organism: Fusarium redolens
Lineage: Eukaryota; Fungi; Ascomycota; Sordariomycetes; Hypocreales; Nectriaceae
Product: histidine phosphatase superfamily
Exons: 3
Coding region: 20-718 (232 amino acids)
Cellular component (GO): cytoplasm
Molecular function (GO): phosphatase activity
Source: RefSeq, a predicted model, not a curated record